GGGCGACGGCGUGUGGGUCGAAGUCUUUUCGAAAUUCAUUGCUUCGGCACUGCAAAGAGCACAAUUGCAGCGGCCGACCGCUUGAAGCCCCAGCAGAGCCGACAUCAUGAAGCUUAACAUUGCUAAUCCCACCACGGGGUGUCAAAAGAAGGUCGAAAUUGAUGACGACCAAAAGCUUCGGGCGUUUUUUGACAAGCGUUUGUCCCAAGAGGUCACCGGAGACAAUCUUGGGGAGGAGUUCAAUGGUUAUGUUUUCAAGAUCAAGGGAGGAUGCGACAAACAGGGUUUCCCCAUGAAGCAGGGUGUCAUCACCCAAGGGCGCGUCAGGAUCAUGAUGCACCGAGGAACACCCUGCUUCCGGGGACACGGACGUCGCAACGGUGAGAGGAGACGCAAGUCUGUCAGAGGUUGCAUCGUCAGCCCCGAUCUGUCAGUCCUGAAUUUGGUAAUUGUCAAGCAAGGUGCGAAGCCUCUGCCCGGCUUGACGGACAUUGAGAAACCAAGAAUGCGUGGACCCAAGAGGGCCACCAAGAUCAGAAAGCUUUUCAAUCUUUCUAAGGAAGACGACGUCAGGAAGUACGUCAACACUUACCGACGUAGCUUUACCUCAACCACCGGGAAGAAGAGGAGCAAGGCUCCCAAGAUCCAGAGGCUUGUCACCCCCCUCACCCUCCAGAGGAAGCGCAGCAGAAUUGCAGAGAAGAAAAAGCGAGUUGCUAAGGCCAAGUCCGAGGCCGGAGAGUACCAGAAGCUCCUCGCUUUGCGUCUCAAGGAGCAGAGGGAACACCGAAGUGAAAGUCUUGCCAAGAAGCGGGCUUCUCGAGUGUCGACUGCGACCAGGACCGAGUAGAGACUCGUACUCAUGUUCGGCCAUGAAAUUUUCAGACCACAAAUCUAAACAUAGAGAUCUGUAUGAGGCACAGAGGCAUUUAGGAGAAUGCCUAAUCUUUUCGCUUGACAGACCAGGGUAUGCUCCCGGACUAAAAAUUGCUUCCUCGAGAUUUAUCCGGAAUAGGAAGAAGAAUUGUCAAGCAGAGGAGAUAAAACGAGGUAGGUAUAUAACCCAGGCUUAAGUGGAUAGCGAUUUUGAGUUGAUGUACUCUCUUCUUACUACCCGUUUACGGCUGACGAAGAAGACUUGACAGGCCUGAGCUUCAGUAGAACUCCAGCCAUCAUCAUACUCACCCACUCGAGUAGGAACCGUGUUGCACCUGGAGCUUUUCUGUUGUCAAUAGUCCAAAUGAGGCGCAUGCCUGUCAGCUUCUUUACCGUGACGCCUACCUUUGGCGCCUCUGGGGUAGUCAUCACUCCAGUUUGACCUGUCCGUAGCCGUGUGGAGCGAAGAGAACGGAUCUGCCCGAAGCUUUGAGUGGCCUCAUUUUGUUCUGAGCUCACUCUUUUGAAAGUUAGUAGUAGACGACGUGCGUCGUUAUAGCGCUUCUUGGUGAACCUUGCUGUACCGGGAGUGGUCCUGCCCCAGCACACCCUACACCUUUUUCAGAGGCGGUCGUUUUAAACUUACACAGUUUUUCUUCGUACGUGGGUACGAUUUCAGAUCCUAAGCGUAUGGCUUGGACACACUUGUCGGCUGUCCAAUGCAAUUUUGUCCUUGUGGAUGGUUGGCUUAUAAAUCUAUCAUAUUUGAAUUAUUCCG
This is a messenger RNA of Marchantia polymorpha subsp. ruderalis, 1654 nucleotides long. NCBI's taxonomy places the organism in Eukaryota, Viridiplantae, Streptophyta, Marchantiopsida, Marchantiales, Marchantiaceae. The record is from the annotation of a GenBank genome assembly.